CUUGAAUGAAUCCUACUCUUUUACAGCCUGCCCAGAACACCUGAUCUAUCACUGACAGCUAUCCAGUUGUGGUCAUUCAUCCUCUUCUGCUGCGAUCAUGAACUCACACGUGAAUGGAGAAGUCAACUGCAACUUUAUCACCAGCCACACCAAUGGCACCAUGGACAUGAAAAAAGCUCUGAUACAGCAAAAUCUAAAGGAGGGCAAAAAAGAGCAGCUGGAUCAGGAGAAGCUUCCGUUAUUAGAAGGUGCCUACAACACCAUCCUCCGAGAGCUGGGCGAGGACACCGAAAGAGACGGACUGCUCAAGACCCCCCUAAGAGCUGCAAAAGCCAUGCAGUUUUUUACCAAGGGAUACAACGAAAACGUUAAUGAUAUACUCAACAACGCCAUGUUUGACGAGAACCAUGAUAAGAUUGUCAUUGUGAAGGACAUCGAUGUGUUUUCUCUUUGUGAGCAUCACUUGGUACCAUUUUUUGGCAAGGUUCACAUUGGCUACUUACCAAACAGAAAAGUAGUUGGACUGAGCAAGCUGGCAAGAAUUGUUGAGAUCUUCAGUCGACGGCUACAAGUUCAAGAGCGUCUCACAAAACAGAUCGCAUUAGCCAUCAAUGAAGCUCUGCAGCCACUGGGGGUGGCUGUUGUUAUGGAGGCUUCGCACAUGUGUACGGUAAUGAGGGGCGUGCAGAAGAUGAACAGCAGAACCGUCACCAGCACCAUGCAUGGAACCUUCCGGGAUGAUCCCAAGACCAGAGAAGAAUUCCUCUCGCUGAUCAAACAAUAAGAAGCUGCUCUGUAUAUGUCCAUAAUUUUAUCAUAGACAAUAAAUUGUAAAAGAUUUGGUUCUUAAACCAAUGGUGCUGAACACACUGAUUAAAUUCUCUUAUCAUAAAAAGAAAAUAAAAAUGUGUUUUUACAUAG
Molecule: messenger RNA, 921 nt
Organism: Rana temporaria (common frog)
Lineage: Eukaryota; Metazoa; Chordata; Amphibia; Anura; Ranidae
Product: GTP cyclohydrolase 1-like
Exons: 6
Coding region: 98-784 (228 amino acids)
Biological process (GO): tetrahydrobiopterin biosynthetic process; tetrahydrofolate biosynthetic process
Cellular component (GO): cytoplasm
Molecular function (GO): GTP binding; zinc ion binding; GTP cyclohydrolase I activity
Source: RefSeq, a predicted model, not a curated record